Molecule: messenger RNA, 2838 nt
Organism: Xenia sp. Carnegie-2017
Lineage: Eukaryota; Metazoa; Cnidaria; Anthozoa; Malacalcyonacea; Xeniidae
Product: calcium-independent protein kinase C-like
Exons: 15
Coding region: 127-2247 (706 amino acids)
Biological process (GO): protein phosphorylation
Molecular function (GO): diacylglycerol-dependent serine/threonine kinase activity; ATP binding
Source: RefSeq, a predicted model, not a curated record
AAGCUCAACAACUUGUCGUGACUAGGAAAUCAACACCUAACUCGAGUUCUGAGGAUACAAAAAUAUACGUUUGUUUUGAUUCUUUCUUCUGUAAAAAAGUUUUAAUGUAGUGACUUUUGAAAAGUGAUGGUCGGGUUUUGUGGUACGCUGAAGUUGGAUAUAUGCGAGGCGACCGAUCUGAAACCGACAAGCUUGCUUCAUCAUGGUGUAAAAUUGACAAACAUCGACCCUUACGUCUCGAUCUAUGUGGAUGAAAUAUACCUGGCACAAACACAAGCCAAAGGCAAAUCAUCAACGCCACGAUGGGAUGAGCAUUUUGAAAAGUUCAUUGAUUACGGAGAGAUAUUGGGUUUGACGGUUUUUCACAAAGCCAUUUUACCUCCAGAUCCAUUUAUUGCAAAUGUAACGAUUUCAUUGGAAACAUUAGUAAAGGAAGCUUCAAGCGAUAGUUUCUGGAUAAAGCUGGAGCCGUCAGGUAAAGUUCGAGUUAAAGUCGAACUAAAAGAAUCGAAUGACAGAGACAAAAGGCCAAAAUUCAAAAUGAAGGAAGGAGCGCUUAAAGCACGAGGAAGACGCGGUGCAAUGAGACGCAGAAUACACCAGGUCAGAGGACACAAGUUCAUGGCCACAUUUUUAUAUCAGCCAACAUUUUGCGCUCAUUGCAAAGACUUUAUUUGGGGAGUUAUUGGUAAACAAGGAUAUCAGUGCCAAGUAUGCACUAAAGUCGUUCACAAAAGAUGUCACCAAUAUGUUGUUACUUCAUGUCCAGGACAUAAAGAUGAAACAUCAGAUAAGGGUGAAGGUUCAGGGUUUACUAUCAAUGUUCCACACAGAUUCAAAGUCCACACGUACAAAAGACCAACAUUUUGUAAUCAUUGCGGUUCUAUGCUCUUUGGGUUGUACAGGCAAGGAGUUCAAUGUGAAGUUUGUUUUAUGAAUGUGCACAAGCGAUGUCAAAAAAAUGUUGGAAACAACUGUGGGGUGAACACUAAAGAAUUUGCUCAGAGAUUGGCACUUAUUGGUCACAAUGAACUGAAUAUGAAAAACAAACCAAGGAAAUCAAGCAUAUCAUCUACGACAUCUCUACUAACCCAAUCAGAAUCAAAUGAUGUUAACCUCACCUCACCACAGAGUCCAAACAGUAUCAAUGAUUAUCCCACAAGUGCACCACUCCACAACAAUGUUGGUACCAGCAAAAAGCAACCAGUUAUGCGAAUAAUGAAUGGCAAUAGUCAUUACUCACUGAGAGAUUUUGAUUUGCUAAAAGUUUUGGGAAAAGGAACAUAUGGAAAGGUAAUGCUUGCAGAACGCAAGGGAACGACAGAGCUGUACGCUAUUAAAGUGCUUAAAAAACAAGUGAUCAUGGAGGAUGAUGACGCAGAAUGUACAAUGAUCGAGAAAACAGUGUUAGCGUUGGCGUCAUCUCAUCCGUUUCUCACCUCGUUACAUUCAUGUUUUCAAACACCGGAUCGAUUAUUUUUUGUCAUGGAAUACAUCAACGGUGGCGAUUUGAUGUUUCAAAUUCAGAAAGCGAGAAAGUUUGAUGAGUCUCGAGCGAGGUUUUAUGCUGCCGAAUGUGUUUCUGCGUUGCAAUACCUUCAUAGAAAAGGAAUAAUAUACCGUGAUUUAAAGUUGGACAAUGUACUACUAGACGGCGAAGGGCAUAUUAAACUUGCUGAUUUUGGGAUGUGUAAAAUCGAUAUGACGUCUACCUCUACGACUAAUACAUUUUGUGGUACUCCUGAUUAUAUUGCACCCGAGAUCUUGCAAGAAAGACCAUACUGUUUCUCAGUUGAUUGGUGGGCUCUUGGUGUUCUGAUGUACGAAAUGAUGGCUGGUCAGCCGCCAUUUGAAGCUGAUAACGAGGACGAAUUGUUUUAUUGUAUUUUACAUGAAGAUGUGCUAUUUCCUGUAUGGCUUUCGCGCGAGGCAAUACUCAUACUCAAAGGGUUCAUGACGAAGGAUCCAAGCAAAAGACUUGGUUGCACAUCAACAGGCGAAAAGGCCAUUCGAGAACACGUAUUUUUCCAGGAAAUUGAUUGGAAAAAAUUAGAAGAAAAAGCUAUUCGCCCGCCUUUUAAACCAAAGACUGGGAAAACGCAUUUGGAUCCUGUCAAUUUCGAGCUCGAGUUUACGCGCGAGGCUCCACGACUAACGCCGACGGACAAAGGCGUUCUCGAUACCAUCAAUCAAGAUGACUUUCAAGGAUUUUCAUACGUGAACCCGCAAUUCAACAACGCGCAGUGAAAUGUUUUUCGGACAAACCAGAAACCAACAUGUUGUACGAUAUACAUCGGAAGGAAAUUGGCACCAAAUUGCACAAAAACGAACAUAAAUUCGUAAAUUCUAUUUUAUACACUCACACGUUACUUCUUCCGAAGACAGGCAGAAAUCAUCUUUGUCUAUUGUCCCCGCUGUUGGCACUGCGGUGACGUCAUCAUUAAUUACGUCAUCAACAUUUCUCCUGCAACAAUAGUAUGGUCGGUGUUAAUAUUUAAAUGAGCAGGGGUUUUUUCGUGCUAGGUGUUGCGAGCCAUUCGUUUUAACGUUAAUAACAAUUUAUAGAAUAAAAUAAUUUAUAUUAGGAUAUAGUAUUGUCUUUAUGUAAGGCAUAAAACUGCUAGGCAAGCAUUCACUGGAUACAAUUUUAAAAAUAUUUUUGCAUCCUGUUUUCCAAAGUGGAAAUUUUUGUCAUAUUCAAUGCUUCAAAGUUUCAGUUUUGAUGACAGGUUUGUCUAUUGUGAAAGUAUCAAGUGAAUCCUGGCCUUAUAAUGUAAUGUCAAUAUAUCGUGUAGGACAAAAUGUGUACGCUUUGAAAUUAUAUUGUACAUUAAUGUA